UCUAUUACUCCUUACAUUAUUGUUAACAACUAAACACAACAAAAAAAAAACCAAACAAAAAAAAAAAAUGAACUCAUCAUCUUCAGAAACUUGUUCAUUUUAUUCAUCAUCUCCAGAAACGUUCUCUUGGGAAGAAUUUAAUCUACCAAAUAUUCUUCCCUUGGACGAAAAUGAGAUGACAAGCUAUGCACGCACCACGACGAUACCAGGAGCGGUAUCAUCCUCAUCCUCGUGGAGGAGGGUUGGAGUGAAGGAGGAAGAAGUAUCAUCAUCAAUGUCAUCAUCAAUAAUCAAGGAAGAAAAGAAUACACGUAGAGGUGAAGGUGAAAAAUCAUAUAGAGGUGUAAGAAAACGUCCUUGGGGAAAAUAUGCAGCUGAAAUAAGAGAUUCAACGAGAAAUGGUGUUAGGGUAUGGUUAGGAACCUUUGAUACACCUGAAGCUGCGGCAUUAGCUUAUGAUCAAGCCGCGAUUUCGACUCGAGGAUCCAUGGCUGUUCUUAAUUUUCCAGAGGAAGUAGUGAAAGAAUCGCUUAAAGAGAUGAAUUAUGAGUUUGGAAAUGGGUGUUCGCCAGUUUUGGUAAUGAAAAAUAGACUUUCUUUAAGGAAGAAUAAGUCUAAUAACUCUAUGUGUAAGAAAAACAAAGGGAAAAUAAACAAGGGAUCAUCAUCAUCGUUGGAAAAUACUAAUACUAAUACUAAUACUAAUAAUAAUAGUAGUAAUGUGUUUGUUUUUGAAGAUUUGGGUUCUGAUUACUUGGAACAAUUAUUGAUGGCAAGUGAAAGUAUUAGCAAUUCUUAAAUUAAGGUGAUAUUUUUAAUUAGAGUUACCUAGCUAGCUCAAAUGUGAAAAAUAUUGUUUUUUUUUUUAUAUUUUUUUUUCUUUUGUGAAUUUCUAGUAUUAGUAAUUUUUGUUUUUUUUUUUCCUUUAAGCUAUUUUUUGUUUUUAUAUUUUGUAAAUUUUGGACUAUGUGGAUUCAUUUU
Beta vulgaris subsp. vulgaris (sugar beet) is the source of this 981-nucleotide messenger RNA. Its product is annotated as ethylene-response factor C3. The transcript has a single exon. The record is from RefSeq and is a predicted model, not a curated record. The coding region runs from base 68 to 799 and encodes 243 amino acids. Gene Ontology annotation, molecular function: DNA-binding transcription factor activity; DNA binding. NCBI's taxonomy places the organism in Eukaryota, Viridiplantae, Streptophyta, Magnoliopsida, Caryophyllales, Amaranthaceae. Gene Ontology annotation, biological process: ethylene-activated signaling pathway; regulation of DNA-templated transcription.